Molecule: messenger RNA, 2153 nt
Organism: Ornithorhynchus anatinus (platypus)
Lineage: Eukaryota; Metazoa; Chordata; Mammalia; Monotremata; Ornithorhynchidae
Gene: PLEKHA3
Product: pleckstrin homology domain containing A3
Exons: 8
Coding region: 102-1001 (299 amino acids)
Biological process (GO): receptor recycling; endosome organization; retrograde transport, endosome to Golgi
Cellular component (GO): recycling endosome; trans-Golgi network; early endosome
Source: RefSeq, a predicted model, not a curated record
CACCCCUCCUUCCCCCCCUGCCAGCCCCAGCGCCCGCGGGGCAGCGGCCCUUGCCCGCCCCGAGGGAGGGAGGAAGGAUGCGCGGCGCCGGGCUGUGAAGCAUGGAGGGCUCCCUGGACAAGUGGACCAAUUACCUGACCGGUUGGCAGCCUCGCUGGUUCGUUUUGGAUAAUGGGAUACUUUCCUACUACGAUUCCCAGGAUGAUGUGUGCAAAGGCAGCAAAGGAAGCAUAAAGAUGGCAGUUUGUGAAAUUAAAGUUCACCCCACGGACAACACGAGAAUGGAGUUAAUAAUUCCAGGGGAGCAGCAUUUCUAUAUGAAAGCAGUUAAUGCGGCUGAAAGACAGAGGUGGCUGGUAGCCCUGGGCAGCUCAAAAGCCUGUCUGACUGACACCAGAACAAAAAAAGAGAAAGAAAUAAGCGAAACCAAUGAAUCUCUAAAAACCAAAAUGUCUGAACUGCGUCUCUACUGUGACCUUUUAAUGCAGCAGGUUCACACGAUACAAGAAUUUGUUCAUCAUGAGGAGAAUCAUUCGUCACCCAGCAUAGAGAACAUGAAUGAAGCUUCUUCUUUGCUCAGCGCCACUUGUAAUACAUUUAUCACGACACUUGAAGAAUGUGUGAAGAUAGCCAAUGCCAAGUUUAAACCCGAGAUGUUUCAGCUGCCUCAUCCAGAUCCCUUAGUGUCUCCUGUGUCACCGUCACCUGUUCAAAUGAUGAAACGUUCCAUCAGCCACCCUGGCUCGUAUGGUUCAGAGAGGAAUAGUCACUCCAUGAAAGAGCAAAUUUCUUCAUUUCAUCGACUAUCCCAGCAACACAGAAGAACCUACUCAGAUACAGACUCUUAUAAUGAUAGCCCAUUUGAAGACCCUGAUAGACCCAUCCUCUGUUCAAGAGAUGCCCUCAAUGGAGAUUUGACAUCAGCAACCAUUCCUGAAGAAAACAGAUCAGCGACAAAGAAAAGAACUGAAUUGGAAGAUCCUUUUCUGUCCUCGACCUGAGGAAACCGAAGUGUUCAACUUUCUCUGAGUAUUGCUAUGCAAAAGCUGCUGUAACUAUACUGUCAUUAGAGGGAGUAGUUUUUCCCUUUACUUAGAAGGAUUUCUCUGCACUUUAUAGAACAAUGUAAAAAAGAACCUUUGAAGUGUAUUUUAUCUUUAUAAAGUUUAUUUGCAAGAGUAUUUUCCUAAUAACUUCAUGGUCUGAAUGUGUAUCCUUUUUCUUUGAACAAAUGGAUUGUUUAACAUUUAGGCAUCUUCAAGACAAUGUAGGUAUUUUUAAAAAAAAAAAACCAGGAAGGACUUACAACGUCCUUUUUGUCUUAUAAAUGAUAAACCCGAAACCUUUUCAUCAAGGUUUUGAAUUGGUAGAAGUGUGAAAUAUGUAAUGUGUGCCAUGGACUGAUUGGUUACUAUCAAAACUGUAUAACUGUCCAAACAGCUUGGUGGCAGUUAUGUAGCCCUUCUUUAAAGACAAGACAGAAUUGUCUAAUCUACUUAUCUUAGCCCAAGUUAUAUGGACAUAUCAAAUAUUUUUUUAAAGAAAGAUCAGCUGACGCUGAAUUGUUGAUACCAAAUAUUGGGCUCAAGUAUUCUUUUUAUCUAUUUCUUCUGCACUAAAAAAAUAUUGCUUUGUAUUAACUAGUCCUAAAUUAUGAUCCAUCAGACUUCAACCUGGGCACAAAGUUUUAGUGUCAUCGCAUCCAGAAGAGUUUAAUACUGCAGUGAGUUGUUCACUUAACUAGGGAAAUAGAAAUGCCUUUUGUCAGGGGCAAGUUUUGUGUUUGUUUCUAAAGUGGAUCAUUAUGCUGUUGUUGUAAGGCAUUAAUAUUUGCAUCUAUAUAGAAUAUCUAUGGAUAUUUUUUAUUUAUGAAGUAUUUAUACUAAAGGAAUUUUUGUUAAUGUGACUGCUGUGUCACUUUAGAAUGGCAUUAUUUAAUUAGAAAACCAAUAUCGUUUUAUUGGCAGUCUAUUCACACCAGUCGUUCAGGUUAUCAGUGUUUUCCUCAUAAGCUCUGUUAAUUAAUUCAUCUUAGGAUGACACUUAUUAUUUGGGGUCUUGAACAUGGAGCACUUUUUUAAAAAGACAAAAAAUGGUUUGCUGUUUAUAAGUUACUCAUGUUUAAUAAAUGUGUUUUUUGCAUUUUAAAUUUA